AUGGAGGCUCCAUUAUGUCUCAUUGAGAACCUUGACGAUGGUACUCUCCAAGUCAAUCCUGAGGCUGUAAACGUCCUGUCCAGGAUAGAGCAUCAAGUGGUGGUGGUGGCAAUUGUAGGAAUGUACCGUACAGGAAAGUCCUACCUGAUGAACAAACUGGCUGGAGUUCAGACAGGUUUUGAACUGGGUGCCACAGUGCAAGCAAAGACAAAGGGUAUCUGGAUGUGGUGUGUCCCCCAUCCUACAAAGAGCAAUCACAUGUUGGUCCUGCUGGACACAGAAGGUCUGGGUGAUAUAAUAAAGGGAGACAAGGGAAACGACAUGAAGAUUUUCUGUCUAUCUGUCUUGUUGAGCAGUGCUUUGAUCUACAACAGUCAAAGGACCAUUGAUCAGGACGCAAUAGAAAAACUUCGGUAUUAUGUGUUUGUAGGUGAAUUGGCUCAUUUCAUUAAAGUAAAGUCCACAAAUAACGAUGACGAGGAGGGUGAGUUCUCCAGACACUUUCCCAUCUUCAUCUGGGCUGUGAGGGACUUCACUUUAAAGCUGGAGUAUAACGGAGAGGACAUCACUGAGGACGAGUAUUUGGCGUUCGCACUGAGACUACAGAAGAAAAACUCAAGGAGGAUAAAGGAGCGCAACCUGUGCCGAGAAUGCAUCUGCAUGUAUUUCAGGACCCGUAAAUGUUUCGUGUUUGACCUUCCUUCUGGGAAUAACAGUGUUCUCCAGAGAAUGGACGAGGUGUCAGAGGAAGAGUUAAGACCAGAAUUUGUAACUCAGACUCGAGAAUUCUGCAACUAUAUUUACAGAAGCGCUGAAGUGAAAUAUUUAGAUCACAUUCACCCAGUGACUGGGAAUAUGCUGGGACAGCUAGUGUAUAAGUACACAGAAGAUAUCACUUCUUUCAAUGUUGUGUGUAUGGAGGAUGCAGUGAUGAGUAUCUCUAAGGCAGAGAAUGAAGCAGCUGUCCAAGAGGCAACUGAGCACUAUGUGAAGAUGAUGAGAGAGAGAGGACAAUUCCCAACAGAGACACUCAAUGAGUUUGUAGAGCUGAGCGAUCAGUGUGAACAAGAAGCUCUUCAGAUAUUCAUGAAAAGAUCCUUCAAGGAUUCUGAACUCAGCUUCCAGAAACGGUAUAUGGUGGGACUUUUAGAUAUAAGUAUGUUUAUAUUACUGUAA
Molecule: messenger RNA, 1176 nt
Organism: Staurois parvus
Lineage: Eukaryota; Metazoa; Chordata; Amphibia; Anura; Ranidae
Source: the annotation of a GenBank genome assembly